UGCUGAAGUAAAUGGAUGCAGCAGGUAAUAUUGUCAAAGGCAAGGGUAUUUUGGUCAUUUCGCAGCAGAAAAUAUGGCAUUGUCAUUUUGUUAAAUAAUCGAGGGCAGUUUGGUACUUCUUGCUCUAUAACUAACACUCUCUCGACGCCCGACCCCGACCGAUUUGGAGUUCCUCUUCUCCUUCCUCUCCUCUCAGGGCAGAUUUUCCCGGCCAUCUUCGAAGAAAUUUCGCGUUCUUUUUUGGCGGGAAAGAUGUCUGGUAAAGGCGCGAAAGGUUUGCUAAUGGGAAAGGGUUCAAAAGACAAAGAUAAGAAAAAGCCAGUCUCCCGUUCUUCUCGAGCUGGUCUUCAGUUCCCAGUGGGCCGUAUUCAUCGUCACCUGAAGUCGCGAAUUGCAGCCAAUGGAAGAGUGGGAGCUACUGCUGCUGUGUACUCGGCAGCCAUCUUAGAGUAUCUGACUGCAGAGGUGCUGGAGCUGGCAGGGAACGCGAGCAAGGAUCUGAAGGUUAAACGUAUCACUCCGAGGCAUCUGCAGCUUGCGAUCCGAGGAGAUGAAGAGCUUGACACCCUUAUCAAAGGAACCAUCGCCGGAGGUGGUGUCAUCCCCCAUAUUCACAAAUCACUCAUUAAUAAGUCCUCAAAGGAGUAGAUCUUGACUCUCUCUAAUUUCUCAUACUCUUGCUAGAGCUGCAGUUAGAUCUUGUUGGUGUGGUCGUCUUGAGAUGUACAUCUUUGCAAACCCUAUGGUUUUGAAACUUGUUGCUAUCCCCUUUACUAAUGGAUGCUAUAUUUUCCCUUUUUUUUUUCUUACUAAAAUUCUCUCAUCUGGGUGAA
Messenger RNA from Magnolia sinica, 833 nucleotides. Its product is annotated as probable histone H2A variant 3. Gene Ontology annotation, cellular component: nucleosome. Gene Ontology annotation, molecular function: structural constituent of chromatin; protein heterodimerization activity; DNA binding. Lineage: Eukaryota; Viridiplantae; Streptophyta; Magnoliopsida; Magnoliales; Magnoliaceae. Bases 16 to 648 code for a protein of 210 amino acids. The record is from RefSeq and is a predicted model, not a curated record. The transcript is spliced from 2 exons.